Messenger RNA from Podospora pseudocomata, 348 nucleotides. RefSeq lists its product as uncharacterized. The transcript has 3 exons. Bases 1 to 348 code for a protein of 115 amino acids. Lineage: Eukaryota; Fungi; Ascomycota; Sordariomycetes; Sordariales; Podosporaceae. The record is from RefSeq and is a predicted model, not a curated record.
AUGCCCCAUCACCAACAAUCCAGCAGGUCGGCGGUCGAAGCUGCACCUCUCGACGGAUACGGCAACGGCCACUUUUUCUCAUAUCAAUCAUCUCGCGCUCUUCGCUGCCGUUUUGCCAUCCUGGUCCCGCUGAUCCGGACAGGACAACUGAUCGUCAGGGUCCAGACAUCUGAGACACUCUCCAAGUUGCCAAACCUGAAAGACGCCGAAACCUCGUCCAAUCUUGUCAUUGAAAACCAUCUUUCCGUCACCAUUGCUCUCGCCAGCAACACCAUCAUGGUUGUCCUGGUGUAUCUGCCGGCCACGAUGGCGGAAUAUGCUAUUCACGUGGAGGCGGCCUUUACGUGA